Molecule: messenger RNA, 7038 nt
Organism: Rana temporaria (common frog)
Lineage: Eukaryota; Metazoa; Chordata; Amphibia; Anura; Ranidae
Gene: PI4KA
Product: phosphatidylinositol 4-kinase alpha
Exons: 56
Coding region: 55-6360 (2101 amino acids)
Biological process (GO): phosphatidylinositol-mediated signaling; phosphatidylinositol phosphate biosynthetic process
Cellular component (GO): plasma membrane; cytoplasm
Molecular function (GO): 1-phosphatidylinositol 4-kinase activity
Source: RefSeq, a predicted model, not a curated record
AGAGUCACGUGAUGAAGUGCUGUGGGGACGUCAUCUGACGGGUCCGGCAGGAAGAUGGCGGCCAAAGGGGGCUGCGGAGGCUCCCGGGGGUUUUAUUUUAACACCGUACUGUCCCUGGCCCGCUCCCUGUCCGUGCAGAGGCCGGCGGCCCUGGAAAAGGUACAGAAGCUGCUGUGUAUGUGCCCUGUUGACUUCCAUGGGGUAUUUCAACUGGAUGAGAGAAGAAGACAUGCCCUUAUUGCUUUAGGCAUUUUCUUGGUUGAAUCUGAACUUCAGCACAAAGACCAAGUGGUUCCCUAUCUUCUGAGACUUUUGAAAGGUCUUCCAAAGGUUCUGUGGAUAGAGGAGAACACCUUUCGGAAAGCUAAAGGUACACUUCCAGUUGCAGAGACCUUCAGCUUCUGCCUGGUUACAUUACUGUCAGAUGUCGCCCAUAGAGAUGUGUCAUUCAGAGGACAGAUAUUGGAGACAAUCUUGGAUGUGAUGCAAUGUCUUCUUGGAAUGUGCCAGUCUGUACAGAUUCAGGACAAAGAGUACCUGUGUAAAUAUGCAGUGCCAUGUUUGAUUGGCAUCUCUCGGGCAUUUGGACGAUACAGCAACUCUGAAGAAUCUCUUCUGUCCAAGCUGUUUCCCAAGAUCUCUCCUGAAUCAUUAAAGGCUCCAGAGGAGCUGGAAGGGAUCCGCAGGCGCUCUUUCAAUGAUUUCCGAUCUAUUCUACCAAACUCACUGCUAACAGUAUGUCAGGGGGACUCGCUGAAGAGGAAGACCAGCAGCGUAUCUAGUGGGUCACAGGUUAGCCCUGAUCGUGUUGUCCUCCCUCCUGGAUCUCCAGCAGGGUCUUCCAUCCCGUACUUUGAAGGUUCCUAUCUGCCAGAUGGCAGUGCAGUAGACCCAGAUUAUUACCUCACCACCAUCAGCUCCAGCUUCUCUGUGUCUCCUCUUUUCACUGGUGUAAACCACAAGGAUUUUGACAUUCCACAAGAAACCCUACGUCAACUACAGAGCAUGGUGAAGCAAAUUGUGGCAGAUCCAAUGCUGAGCUCAUUAGAUUCCCUGAUAAAUGAAGUUACAGAGGGAAAUCCAACUGCGGACCUGUAUUAUAAAACAUUCAGUGAUCCACUGUAUGUAGCAAUGUUUAAGAUGCUCAGAGAUACACUGUAUAAUAUGAAAGACCUCCCAACCUCAUUUGUGAAGGAGAUCCAUGACUUUGUGCUUGAACAGUUCAACAGUAGCCAGUCAGAGCUGCAGAAGAUACUUCAUGAUGUAGAAAAGUUACACAAUGAACUUAGCCCUUUGAAGCUCAGGUGUCAAGCAAAUGCUGCCUGUGUGGACCUCCUGGUAUGGGCUGUAAAGGAUGAGCAAGGUGCAGAAAACCUGUGCAUCAAACUUUCUGAGAAACUGCAGUCCAAGACAUCCAGCAAAGUCAUCAUAGCUCACAUGCCUCUCCUCAUCUGCUGCUUACAGGGUAUGGGGCGCCUUUGUGAGCGUUUCCCUGUAGUUGUUCAUUCUGUAACUCCAUCUCUUCGUGAUUUCUUGGUGAUACCAUCUCCAGUGCUGGUGAAGCUGUACAAAUAUCACAGCCAACAUCAGACAGGAGGCAAUGAUAUCAAGAUUAGCAUCACCAAUGAGCACUCUGAAUCCACAAUGAACGUUAUUCAUGGCAAGAAGAGCCAACCAUCUAUGUAUGAACAGCUGCGGGACAUUGCUAUUGAGAACAUAUGCAGGUGUCUAAAGGCAGGAUUAACCAUUGACCCAGUUAUUGUGGAAGCUUUCCUGGCUAGUUUAUCCAAUCGCCUUUACAUAUCCCAGGAGAAUGACAAGGAGGCCCAUCUUAUUCCAGAUCACACAAUUCGUGCAUUGGGGCAUAUUUCGGUGGCCCUCAGGGAUACCCCAAAGGUGAUGGAGCCGAUCCUUCAGAUAUUGCAGCAGAAGUUCUGCCAGCCGCCAUCACCACUUGAUGUGCUCAUCAUAGACCAACUGGGAUGUAUGGUGAUAACUGGCAAUCAAUACAUUUACCAGGAAGUGUGGAAUCUCUUCCAGCAGAUUAGUGUGAAAGCCAGCUCAGUAGUCUAUGCAACCAAGGAUUACAAAGAUCAUGGCUAUAGACACUGUUCCUUGGCUGUCAUAAACGCACUGGCAAACAUUGCGGCCAACAUCCAGGGAGAACAGCUGGUGGAUGAGCUUUUGAUGAACCUAUUGGAGCUGUUUGUGCAGUUGGGGCUAGAGGGAAAACGGGCCAGUGAAAGAGCCAGUGAAAAAGGCCCAGCACUAAAGGCAUCUAGUAGUGCGGGAAACCUUGGAGUCCUAAUUCCUGUCAUUGCUGUGCUAACUCGAAGACUACAACCCAUUAAAGAGGCCAAGCCACGUCUACAGAAGCUCUUCAGAGACUUCUGGUUAUAUUCUGUUCUUAUGGGCUUUGCAGUGGAGGGAUCAGGUCUGUGGCCUGAAGAGUGGUAUGAGGGAGUCUGUGAAAUUGCAACUAAAUCUCCUUUGCUGACUUUUCCCAGUAAGGAACCUUUGCGUUCUGUCCUGCAGUACAACUCCGCAAUGAAGAAUGACACCGUAACACCUGCAGAGCUAAAUGAGCUAAGGAGCACUAUAAUUAAUCUGCUGGAUCCAGCCCCAGAAGUAUGCCAAAAUAUCAACAAACUGGACUUUGCCAUGUCCACUUACCUGCUCUCUGUGUAUCGGCUGGAGCAUAUGAGGGUCUUGCACUCCACAGAUAAGGACCGUUUCCAGGUCAUGUUCUUUUACUUUGAGGAUAAAGCAAUUCAGAAAGACAAAUCGGGAAUGAUGCUGUGCAUUAUUGCUGUAGCUGAUAAAGUAUUUGAUGCCUUUUUAGCAGUGAUGGCCGAUAAGCCUAAAACAAAAGAGAACGAGGAAGAAUUGGAAAGGCAUGCUCAGUUCCUGUUAGUGAAUUUCAAUCACAUUCAUAAGCGCAUCAGACGGGUAGCAGACAAAUAUUUAUCUGGACUAGUAGACAAAUUUCCUCACUUGCUGUGGAGUGGCAAAGUGCUGAAAACCAUGCUGGAUAUAUUGCAGACCUUGUCUCUAUCACUCAGUGCAGACAUUCACAAGGACCAACCAUAUUAUGACAUUCCAGAUGCCCCAUACAGGAUAACAGUUCCUGAUACAUAUGAAGCUAGAGAGAGCAUUGUAAAGGACUUUGCUGCUCGGUGUGGAAUGAUCCUUCAAGAAGCAAUGAAGUGGGCACCAUCUGUGACCAAAUCCCAUCUGCAGGAAUACUUGAACAAGCACCAGAACUGGAUGUCUGGCCUGUCUCAGCACACGGGGCUUGCUAUGGCUACCGAGAGCAUACUGCACUUUGCUGGCUACAACAAGCAGAACACGACAUUAGGGUCUCCAGCUUCCCCUUUCCAGCCAACUCAGCUAACAGAGCGCCCGGCCUGUGUGAAGAAGGACUACUCCAAUUUUAUGGCAUCUCUUAACCUGCGCAACCGUUACGCUGGAGAGGUUGCUGGCAUGAUUGAGUAUUCUGAUGCUACUGGUCGGACAUCUGACCUGAAUAAACUAAUGAUGAAACACCUGAAUGUUGCUCUGGACUCAGAAAAACCAGAGUUAUAUACGCAAGUCAUGUUCAAGCUGACAGCCUUGCUCAUAAGCAGCAAAGAAUGUGAUGCUCAGCUUUUACACCAUCUCUGUUGGGCUCCACUUCGCAUGUUUACUGACCAUGGGAUGGAUACAGCCAUUGCCUGCUGGGAAUGGCUUUUGGCAGCCAAGAAUGGGAUUGAAGUGCCGUUCAUGCGGGAGAUGGCUGGAGCUUGGCAAAUGACAGUAGAGCAGAAGAUUGGAGUGUUCUCACCUGAGCAAAAGGAAGCUGAUCCUCUGGCUGCCUCGGAGCAAAGCCAACCUCACCCAUGUCCACCGGAAGUGAAUCCACACUAUAUAUGGAUCGAUUUCCUGAUGCAGAGGUUUGAAAUCGCCAAGUACUGCAGCUCAGACCAGAUUGAGAUAUUCUCUAGCCUUCUACAGCGCUCCCUCUCUCUGAAUAUUGGAGCAUCAAAAGGCAGCAUAAACCGACAUGUGGCAGCCAUUGGUCCUAGGUUCAAGCUAUUGACUCUUGGGUUAUCAUUACUGCAUGCAGAUGUGGUCCCAAAUUCCACCAUUCGUAAUGUUCUAAGAGAGAAAAUAUAUUCCACAUCGUUUGAUUAUUUCAGUUCUGCGCCUAAAUGCCCAACACAAACCGAUAAGCAGCUGAGAGAAGAUAUUAGCAUCUUGAUAAAGUUUUGGACGGCCAUGUUUUCCGAUAAGAAGUAUCUUACUGCAAACCAGCUGGUUCCUCCAGAUAAUCAAGAUCCUUCAGUACAUAGUUUGUCUGUUAUUGUGGAUGUCACUCGCAGCAAUUUAGAUGUGACGGUGGGUUCUCGACAGCAGACCACACAAGGCUGGAUCAACACAUACCCAUUAUCCAGCGGCAUGUCUACUAUCUCUAAAAAGUCAGGGCUAACAAAGAAAACAAACAGAGGGACGCAACUUCACAAAUAUUACAUGAAAAGGAGGACUCUUCUCUUAUCUCUGUUGGCUACAGAGAUUGACCGUCUAACCACCUGGUACAAUCCUCUCUCUUCUCCCGAGUUAGAGCUUGAUCAGACAGGAGAAAACAGUGUGGCAAACUGGAGAUCAAAGUACAUCAGCCUGAGUGAGAAGCAAUGGAAAGACAAUGUAAACUUGGCCUGGAGCAUUUCCCCUCACCUGGCAGUCCAGUUACCAACAAGAUUUAAAAACACUGAAGCCAUUGGAGGAGAAGUGACUCGCCUAGUUAGACUGGAUCCAGGUGCUGUCAAUGACAUCCCAGAAGCUAUAAAAUAUUUGGUAACGUGGCAUACGAUCGAUGCUGAUGCCCCUGAACUCAGCCACAUUCUUUGCUGGGCACCAACUGAUCCACCCACUGGGCUUUCUUACUUCUCCAGCAUGUAUCCUCCACAUCCACUAACUGCACAGUAUGGAGUUAAAGUUCUACGAUCAUUCCCACCGGAUGCCAUCCUAUUUUACAUUCCACAAAUUGUUCAGGCUCUGCGGUAUGACAAGAUGGGUUAUGUCCGGGAAUACAUACUAUGGGCAGCUGCAAAAUCCCAGCUUCUUGCUCAUCAGUUUAUAUGGAACAUGAAGACCAACAUUUUUUUAGAUGAAGAGGCACAUCAGAAGGAUCCUGACAUUGGAGAUCUGCUGGAACAGCUGGUUGAGGAAAUUACUGGAUCCCUGUCUGGGCCUGCCAAAGAUUUCUACCAACGAGAGUUUGAUUUUUUUAAUGAAAUAACCAACGUCUCAGCAAUCAUUAAGCCGUAUCCUAAAGGAGAUGAACGGAAGAAGGCUUGCCUGAGUGCUCUGUCUGAAGUAAAAGUCCAGCCAGGUUGUUAUCUGCCUAGUAAUCCAGAGGCCAUCGUCUUGGAUAUUGAUUACAAAUCUGGAACUCCCAUGCAGAGUGCGGCAAAAGCGCCAUAUCUGGCAAAGUUCAAGGUGAAGAGAUGUGGAGUGAGUGAGCUGGAGAAAGAAGGCCUUCGUUGCCGCUCUGACUCCAUAGAUGAAAGUGAAGAGGAAGGUGCUGAUAAAAAAGUUUGCUGGCAGGCAGCCAUAUUUAAAGUUGGCGAUGACUGCAGACAAGACAUGCUAGCUCUGCAGAUCAUAGAUUUAUUCAAGAACAUCUUCGAACUUGUUGGGCUCGACCUCUUUGUCUUUCCAUAUAGAGUGGUGGCAACAGCUCCUGGUUGCGGGGUUAUUGAGUGCAUUCCAGAUUGCACCUCAAGAGAUCAGCUCGGCCGUCAGACAGAUUUUGGCAUGUAUGAUUACUUCACUCGCCAGUAUGGGGAUGAGUCUACCCUAGCAUUUCAGAAGGCCCGGUAUAAUUUCAUCAGGAGCAUGGCAGCCUACAGCCUACUGCUCUUCCUACUGCAAAUUAAAGACAGACACAAUGGAAAUAUCAUGCUGGAUAAAUUGGGUCACAUCAUCCAUAUUGAUUUUGGAUUUAUGUUUGAGAGCUCUCCAGGAGGCAACUUGGGAUGGGAACCCGAUAUAAAGCUGACUGAUGAGAUGGUGAUGAUCAUGGGAGGCAAAAUGGAAGCGACACCUUUUAAGUGGUUCAUGGAAAUGUGUGUGCGUGGCUACCUAGCUGUGCGGCCAUAUAUGGAUGCGGUAGUAUCAUUGGUAACCCUCAUGUUGGAUACAGGACUACCAUGCUUUCGUGGACAGACCAUUAAGUUGCUUAAGCACAGGUUCAGUCCCAACAUGACAGAGAGAGAAGCAGCCAAUUUCAUCCUGAAGAUCAUUCAGAACUGCUUCCUAAGCAACAGGAGCAAAACGUACGAUAUGAUCCAGUACUACCAGAAUGACAUCCCAUACUGAGAUCCUUUUGAUCUAGUGCACCCUUGCCGUGUUCGUAGUGAACUGUAGUCUCCAGUGUCUCUAGUCACACCCUAAAUCCAGAAAUUCUUGGUAUCAUUGGAUAGUGUGAAGUGUAGGGACAGCAAGACUUGAGAGGCGAGUGUGACAGAAUGCUUCACUUGUGGCAACAAGUGUUCUAUUUCUAGCACUGGUUCUUCAUAUUCCUUCCAUGCAAUAUACAAAUGACUAUGAAAAAGAUGAACUGGCUGUAGUUCCGCAUUACAGACUGAAGUGCAAUAUAUCUUGUUGCUGGGUUCCUAUAACGGCAUGUUAUUUUGUAAAAGUGGCCUUGUGGAGAAACAAUAUUUUAUUUUAUUUUAUUUAUGCUGUAAAACGCCACUAUUAUCAUCCUUCCCAAUGAAAACAUAUUCGCCAGUUUAGCAGCACUUUGAUUGGUCACAGGGACAUUCUCACUCAGGACUUGAGCACCUACUGUGUGCUUCUGUUGGCGUAAAGUAGCAUGAAUAAUGGGUGAGAGCACGCCAGCGGUUCUUCCUGGACUGUAUUGCACUGCGCCUCCAAACCUAAGCAACCCACUUCACACAGGAUAGAUGAAGAAAGUUUAUUUCCUCUUGUGUGUGUAAAAACUUCCAAAUGUGUAUUUAAUCUGUAAACUGUAAUUAAACUGUUACAUAUUAG